AUGAAAUCGUUUCAUCAUUUCAUUCCAUUCUUCACAGUUUUUCCCUUCUUUCACCGUUUAAGUCUCGCUCGAAGCAAUUUCUUUGGGCCAAAUUCUUUUCAUAACUAUCUAUCUAUUUCCCAGUCUGUUCAUAUCUAUCUGUUCAUAUCAAUCUAUCUAUAUCUAUCUAUCUAUCUAUUCAUAUCUGGGGCACCUCGGCGUGGUCGCUUAGAAACUCACUAUCUAUUCAUAUCUGUCUAUCGAUCUAUCUAUCCAUAUCUAUCUGUUCAUAUCUAUCUAUUUAUUCAUAUCUAUCUUUCUAUCUAUCUAUCAACUCGUCUGUCCAUAUCUAUCUAUCUAUCUAUCUAUCUAUCUAUCUAUUUCAGUCUGUUCAUUAUCUAUCUAUCUAUCCAUCCAUCUGUCAUCCCUCGCAUGGAUGUAUCAAACCCCUCUCUAUCUCUGUUUCUCUCUCUCUAUCUCGCUAUCUCUAUCGCUCUAUAUCUUUCCAUCUCGCUUUAUAUCUCCACAUUUCUCUAUCUAUCUAUAUCUCUUCCCCCCUCUCUCUCUCUCUAUAUAUAUAUAUAUGUCUGUCUCUCCAUCUGUCUCUCCAUCUCUUUUCCCACUAUAUUUACACCCUCUGUCCAUAUUUCUCCAUGA
Messenger RNA from Acanthosepion pharaonis, 636 nucleotides. NCBI's taxonomy places the organism in Eukaryota, Metazoa, Mollusca, Cephalopoda, Sepiida, Sepiidae. The record is from the annotation of a GenBank genome assembly.